This is a messenger RNA of Stegastes partitus (bicolor damselfish), 1999 nucleotides long. RefSeq names its product ubiquinol-cytochrome c reductase core protein 2a (gene uqcrc2a). The record is from RefSeq and is a predicted model, not a curated record. The transcript is spliced from 14 exons. Gene Ontology annotation, cellular component: mitochondrion. Bases 69 to 1445 code for a protein of 458 amino acids. Lineage: Eukaryota; Metazoa; Chordata; Actinopteri; Pomacentridae. Gene Ontology annotation, molecular function: metal ion binding.
GUGGGUCUGACGUAAGUCCGCCGCCAUAGCUGUCUUUCUGUACCGGCUGAAGGAGAGAGUCAGGAGUCAUGAGAGGAAUCCGGUCCUUGAACAACCUAUCGAAACGUUGCUAUGCUGCUGCCAGGAGGAGCGAAGCUCUGACUGAACCCCUCACCAUCAGGAAACCCUCCACAGCUGCACCUCUCCCUCCCCAAAAUGUCCAGGUGUCAAAGCUCCCAAACGGUCUGGUGAUAGCGUCGCUGGAGAACUACUCCCCCCUGUCCCGUGUCGGUUUGUUUGUGAAGGCUGGGAGCCGCUAUGAGACGACGCAGAACCGGGGCGUCUCUCACGUCUUACGACUGGCAGCAAACCUGACUACAAAGGGUGUCUCUGCCUUCAGGCUCUGUCGUGGUGUGGAAGCCAUCGGGGGCAGCCUGAGCGUGACGUCAUCCAGAGAGACCACAGUGUACACGGCAGAGUGUUUGAGAGAUGACCUAGAUUCGUUGUUGGAGUUUCUGGUCAGCGUGACCACAGCUCAGGAGUUCCGGCCGUGGGAGGUGGACGAACUGACGUCCAGGGUGAAGAUCGACAAGGCUCUGGCUCAGCAGUGUCCUCAGAUAGGUAUAAUUGAGAUGUUGCAUGAAGUCGCUUACAAAAAUGCCCUGUCCAACUCUCUGUACUGCCCUGACUUCAUGGUCGGCCGGAUCUCCCCUGAGCAGCUGCUCUCGUUUGUUCAGGACACGUUCACCACUGGCAGAAUGGCUCUGGUGGGACUAGGUGUGAAACACUCCGUCUUGAGGCAGGUGGGCGAGCGGCUGAGCGUCCACAGCGGGGCCGGAGCUCCUGUUGCUAAAGCUGUUUACCGUGGAGGUGAGCUGCGGGUGCAGAACAACGAUGCCCUGGUCCACGCCCUGGUGGCCAGCGAGGGCGCUGUGACGGGUAGCGCUGAGGCUAAUGCCUUCACUGUGCUGCAAGGGAUCCUGGGAGGCGGUCCACACGUAAAGAGGGGCUGCAGCAUCACCAGCAAACUGAGCCAGGGUAUCGCCAAAGCUACCACACAGCCCUUUGAUGCCACCGCCUUCAACGCCUCGUACUCUGACUCCGGCCUGUUUGGCGUCUACACCAUCGCACAAGCUCACUCUGCAGAAGAGGUGAUCAAAGCUGCCAUCGCUCAGGUGAGCAGCAUGGCGGAGGGAGGCGUGUCAGCGGCUGACGUCACCAGAGCAAAGAACCAGGUGAAAGCUGAGUACCUGAUGUCGACCGAGAGCUCUGAGAGCCUGAUGGAGGAGAUCGGUGCUCAGGCUCUGGCCACUGGAGCCUACCAGGUCCCUGACGCCACCCUCAAGGCCAUAGACGCCGUCACCCAGGACGACGUGGUCAAGGCUGCGAAAAAAUUUGUGGCCGGCAAGAAGACCAUGGUAGCUACCGGACAUCUCAGUAAUACACCGUUUGUGGAUGAAGUAUGAAAAUAAACCAUAAGAACAGUCGAUUUUAACUCGGCUCUGCUGUGUCUGGCUGUUUUAAAAAAAAAAGUAAUAAUAAGGAAAGAGGACCUCAGAGCCACAGCGUCCUGCAGCAGUUCAUUGGAUGUCACCGAUCAUUUGUAGUCUGUCCUGCAGUAUGUGUUCACCGACGGGGAGCUGCAGGCUCGUAAAGCAGCUUUCCCUUUUGGGCUUCUUGUCAACUUCACUGUAUAUCUAUGUAAAUUAAAGUAAUGACCGUAAAACAGGUGGUGGUUGUUUGAAUUUUGCAUCUCGGAAUGAACUCCGAGGCAGAGUGGAGUAUGAGAGUGCAUUUAUUUCAGAGGUGUUGUUCCCUCCGUUGACCAGCAGAGGGCCCCAGAAGUCCUGUAAAGUUUCCUUUAAUCCAGAACUGAACAUUUUAUCUUAGAGGCUUUGGUUGUCCAGACAGCAGAUUUAACAGUUAUAGAAAAAAGCCCAAAAACUAUGAGAUCUGAUCUUUUGGGAAGUGAGAAAAUGUACAUAAUCAAAAUAAAAGUCCUCUACGUGUCCCGGUCCAA